AUGGCGGUGGCAGAUGUGAAGUUAAAUUCACCAACUCAAACAAACAGUCAAAGUGUUGUUGUCAAUGUCAAAGAAAGAGAUGUUGAAGUGGGGAAACCAUACGAAGACGAAGAUGGUAUAACAAUAGUUCCUGUAAAAGAACAACCAACAUACCCUGAAGUUAGCAGAGACUUAAGUUCUGUUGCAGAUAUUCGAAACGACUACCAACAACUUAAAGACAAACUUAAAACUCAGGAGAAGAUUUGUCAGGCUUUGGGUAUAAUGUUAAACUUGGUCGAACACAACCCUGUAAAAGUGAACUCAUAUGUCAUUGCACCUCAUGAAGUUUUGAAAGAACUAUUGAAACUUUUGACAGAGGCAGACGAUAUAA
This is a messenger RNA of Trichomonas vaginalis G3, 370 nucleotides long. RefSeq names its product protein of unknown function, DUF4106 family. The record is from RefSeq and is a predicted model, not a curated record. Lineage: Eukaryota; Parabasalia; Trichomonadida; Trichomonadidae. The annotation marks the transcript as partial. The transcript has a single exon.